This is a messenger RNA of Danio rerio (zebrafish), 2682 nucleotides long. RefSeq names its product recombination activating gene 2 (gene rag2). Gene Ontology annotation, biological process: DNA recombination; chromatin organization. Gene Ontology annotation, cellular component: nucleus. The record is from RefSeq and is marked validated. NCBI's taxonomy places the organism in Eukaryota, Metazoa, Chordata, Actinopteri, Cypriniformes, Danionidae. Gene Ontology annotation, molecular function: DNA binding.
AGCAGUUGCAAACAGUAAACCUCAAGAGGAGCCAGUCAACCUUCACAAACACUCAACCUCUGGCUCACUCACUAAACAAUUCGCGUUAAUAUCUAAAAUAAAAAUUUCCAGCACCAAACAGCUCUCAGAUUUCGGAGUACACUGACCAAGAGCUACCUUCAAAAAGAUGUCCUUACAGCCUCUAACAGCAGUGAAUUGUGGCAGCCUUGUGCAACCAGGUUUCUCCUUACUAGACCUGGAGGGUGAUGUUUACCUCUUUGGACAAAAGGGCUGGCCAAAACGCUCAUGUCCAACUGGGAUAUUUGGUGUACGCAUUAAAAAAGGAGAACUUAAACUGCGUGCCAUUUCAUUUUCCAACAACUCCAGUUAUCUCCCUCCCCUCCGAUGUCCUGCGAUAGCUCACUUCGAGGCUCAAGACGGCAAACCUGAAUGUUACCUCAUUCAUGGCGGCCGAACACCCAACAACGAGCUGUCCUCCAGUCUCUACAUGUUGAGCGUAGACAGCAGAGGCUGCAAUCGUAAAGUCACAUUGCGUUGUGAAGAAAAAGAGCUAGUUGGAGAUGUCCCUAGUGCUCGAUAUGGCCAUACCCUCAGUGUGAUAAAUAGCCGAGGGAAAACUGCAUGCGUUCUGUUUGGUGGCAGAUCUUAUAUGCCCCCAACCGAAAGGACCACGCAGAACUGGAACAGUGUAGUGGACUGUCCGCCUCAAGUCUACCUUAUUGACCUAGAGUUUGGCUGCUGUACGGCUCACACCCUCCCCGAGCUAACAGAUGGCCAGUCAUUUCAUGUAGCCCUAGCUAGACAGGAUUGUGUCUACUUCCUAGGUGGUCACAUCCUCAGCUCCGACUGCCGACCCUCUCGUUUGAUCCGUCUCCAUGUGGAGCUUCUCCUUGGAAGCCCUGUCCUUACCUGCACCAUUCUUCACGAAGGUCUCACAAUCACCAGUGCCAUAGCCUCCCCUAUUGGCUAUCAUGAGUACAUCAUUUUCGGCGGAUACCAAUCUGAGACUCAGAAGCGCAUGGAGUGCACCUACGUUGGCCUGGAUGAUGUGGGAGUCCAUAUGGAGUCUCGCGAACCUCCACAGUGGACCAGCGAGAUCAGCCACAGUCGUACUUGGUUUGGUGGCAGCUUGGGCAAAGGAACUGCUCUAGUUGCAAUUCCUUCAGAAGGAAACCCGACCCCGCCAGAAGCCUACCAUUUCUACCAAGUGAGCUUCCAGAAGGAACAAGAUGGAGAAGCUACGGCACAGGGAGGCAGCCAGGAGUCCACUGAUUUCGAGGACUCUGCACCUUUGGAAGACUCUGAGGAGCUGUACUUUGGCCGAGAGCCUCACGAGCUGGAGUAUAGCAGCGAUGUAGAGGGCGACACCUAUAACGAGGAAGAUGAGGAGGAUGAAUCUCAGACAGGCUACUGGAUCAAGUGCUGCCUGUCCUGCCAGGUGGACCCCAAUAUCUGGGAGCCCUACUAUUCUACUGAGCUCACCCGACCUGCCAUGAUCUUCUGCUCCAGGGGUGAAGGUGGACACUGGGUCCAUGCCCAAUGCAUGGAGCUCCCUGAAAGCCUUCUGCUCCAACUCUCCCAAGAUAACAGCAAGUACUUCUGCUUGGAUCAUGGUGGCCUGCCCAAACAGGAGAUGACUCCUCCGAAGCAGAUGUUACCAGUGAAGAGAGUCCCAAUGAAGAUGACCCACCGCAAGGCUCCUGUCUCACUGAAGAUGACCCCAGCUAAGAAGACCUUUCUGCGAAGACUUUUUGACUGAUUUGUUCUUCUUUUCUCUUCACAUGGUUCUUGUUGAAAAUACUUGAAAGUAUUUGAAUUUCAGACUUAUGGAUUCAAGGCCUGGAAAGUACUUUAAAACAGCCGUUUCAAAUGUUAUCACUGUAUUGAAUGGGCAUUAUGAGUGGUUAUCAGCCUAUAGAUGUGGGCCAGUAGGGGCCUUCUGGGCCUACUUGUAGGUUCAGAAGGCUGUUAUCAUGCAUCCACAUGGUUAAUCAGCUAUAGAUCACUUACGGCUGCAGCUGAAAGUUAACAAGAAUUAUUUAUAUUAUCUAUUAAAUGUCCCAUUAGUAGCUUUUUAUUAACGGCUACCCCAACCCUAAACCCAUCCAUCAUAGUAAUGUAAAAGCAGAUCUGGAUCUGGAGUCUUCUCUAUUAGUAUAGCUGAUUAACCAUGUGGAUGAAUGAUAACAGCAUUCUCAGCCUACUAGUAGGCGCAGAAGGCCCCUACUGGCCCAUAUCUAUUAGGUGAUAACCACUGAUAAUGCUCAUUUAAUCAAGUGAUAACAUCCGAAGCGGGUGCUUAAAAACAAACAUAGGCCCUUGACUACAUAUGCUGAGGUAUGAAUAACAAAGGUGCUUGAUUUGAAAAUUAAUAUUGAAAGUGCUUGAAUCUGGUGUCCAUGAAAUUAUAGGAACCCAGUGUUCAUCAUGACAUCAGCUUUGUUUAUAUUGUUGUUCAUUUUUAACAUUUUAAUGGGGAUUUAUACUAACAGAAACUUGGGGAUGUGUAAUUUCCAUUUAGAAACAUCAUAAAUGUGUUAAGUAUUGCUGUAGUAAUUGGCUAUAUGGAUUUAUUUUUACAAUGUUUGUGUAUUAUUUCUAAGAUAAUUUGUUGUCAUUUUAAAAUGUGAAGGGGAGGGGCAUGUUUUUUGUGCUUGAAUAAAGAGAAAUCAUUAAAAUAUA